AUGAAGUCAUCAAGACCCACCCAAUUUCCUUGCCGGAAAGCCCGAGAAUCGUCGACGGUAUCGACUGGUUCGAACCGGAAGUUUCCGAUUGUUGCGCCGCCGCCUCCGCCGUCCGUUUCAGGUAAAAUUGGUGAGGAAUUCCCGGAUUGUGAAUCGGAGCCCCGGAUGUUCCGAUUCAAUAAUUCAAAGUUUGUGGGAUUAGCGAUAACCGUACGAUUAGAAGCGAUUCCCAAACCUGUACUUCGGUUGAUCAUACACAGCAGGCAGGACCCUCUCGAGGCUGGGCAGCUUGGGAUUAUCUGUGAGUACCAUUCCCUGGUUACUAGGCUUCCCACACGUCGUUGGCAGUGCCGGUGGGGUGGGAAGGCCAUGAGUUUGUGGGUCUCACACGUGUCGUUGGCAGUGCCGUGCCGGUGGGGUGAUGAUACUGUUUGCGCGCGUAGGACUUGUUAUGAGAUUUGUGAGCUACACGUGUCGUUGGCAGUGCCGGCGUGUGAGCUAUGGAGUUCCGUCCCCCGGUUGGACUACUCAUCCCUGGAUGCGGAUGCUUUGUUAUCGCCCAUGUUAGGUUGUUACUUGAGGCCGGAGGCCACUUUAGUUUGGAUUGUUGGGAGAUUCUGCCAAAAUUUUGGUAGGAUGUCUCGGGUUUUUAGUAAGUGGGCCCGGCAUUGGGGAGAUGUCGGCACCAAGACGGAGUCCGCCCCGGUUUCGGGGGAAAUUUCGGGGCGGGUCCUGUCAGCUUGGUAUCAGAGCAUUAGAACCAUGUCAACUCGUAAAGCAAGAACAAGGGGCCGUGGUCGGAGGUGGGGACCAAACCCGCCACCUCCAUCUCCGCCACCAUCUCCAUCACCACCUCAUUCACCACCAGUUCCGUCUCCUCCACCAUCACCACCUGCUAAGCCAAUUCACACGCACGAUGACUACAGCUUUGCGAGGGAGGCGUAG
This is a messenger RNA of Prunus armeniaca (apricot), 945 nucleotides long. The record is from the annotation of a GenBank genome assembly. NCBI's taxonomy places the organism in Eukaryota, Viridiplantae, Streptophyta, Magnoliopsida, Rosales, Rosaceae.